GAAUGGAGCUGAGCAUAGUGUGGGCUGCGAGGCGGGACUCUCUAGUACAAAGGAUGGGUCCCGGGGACUUUGUGUUGGUGUAACGGGGACGCGCACGGAAUAAGGGGGACACCCAGCUUUUGGGGUGCUGUGUACCGGGGUCCCGAACAUGGGGAACGCGGAGAGCGCGGGGGGAACCCCGGGAACCCCCCUGUUACCUCUGAAAGUUCCGAUGCCGGACCCGGGGGAGCUGGAGGAGAGGUUCGCUAUGGUCUUGAGUUCCAUGAACCUUCCCCCCGACAAGGCGCGGCUCCUGCGACAGUAUGACAAUGAAAAAAAGUGGGAUCUCAUCUGUGACCAGGAACGGUUUCAAGUGAAAAAUCCCCCGCACACGUAUAUCCAGAAGCUACAAUCCUUCUUGGACCCAGGAGUGACCCGUAAGAAAUUCAGAAGACGGGUCCAAGAGUCUACAAAAGUGCUGCGAGAACUGGAAAUAUCUCUAAGGACAAAUCACAUAGGAUGGGUUCGAGAAUUUUUGAACAAUGACAACAAGGGCCUGGAUGUGCUGGUGGAGUAUCUCUCAUUUGCCCAGUGUGCGGUUAUGUUUGAUUUUGAUGGCCUGGAAAACGGGGAGGAUGGCUUGGUUGAAAAGUCAAAAUCGUGGAGCAGAUCCAUCGAGGAUCUGCAGAAUCCCAACGCCCUCCCUGCCCCUUUCACCAACGGCCUCGCUCGCUCUGCCCGCCAGUCUGUGCUCCGCAGCUACAAUACAUUGCCUGGAAAGAAAGCUUUGAAAAACUCCAGGCUGGUCAGUCAGAAGGACGACGUCCACGUGUGCAUCAUGUGCCUCCGCGCCAUUAUGAACUAUCAGUAUGGCUUCAAUCUGGUCAUGUCUCAUCCUCAUGCGGUCAAUGAAAUCGCUCUGAGCUUGAACAACAAGAAUCCCAGGACUAAAGCACUGGUCUUAGAACUACUGGCGGCGGUGUGUCUUGUCCGAGGAGGUCAUGAAAUCAUCCUCUCUGCUUUUGACAACUUUAAAGAGGUCUGUAAGGAGAAGCAUCGUUUUGAGAAGCUCAUGGAAUAUUUCAGGAAUGAAGACAGCAACAUUGAUUUCAUGGUCGCUUGUAUGCAAUUCAUUAACAUUGUUGUCCAUUCUGUGGAAGACAUGAAUUUUCGUGUGCAUCUUCAAUAUGAGUUCACCAAGUUGGGCCUUGAAGAAUUUUUGGAGAAAUCUAAGCACACAGAGAGUGAGAAGCUUUUGGUUCAGAUUCAGGCCUACCUGGACAAUGUAUUUGAUGUUGGGGGUCUACUGGAAGAUGCCGAAACCAAGAAUGUUGCACUUGAGAAGGUGGAAGAGUUGGAGGAACAUUUGUCUCAUAUGACUGAAAAGCUGCUGGAUUUGGAGAAUGAGAACAUGAUGCGGGUGGCCGAACUUGAGAAAACGCUGUUACAACGGGAAAAGGACCUGGAGCUCAUGAGGGAAACGUAUGAGAAAACAAGCCACCAGGUGAACACACUAAGGAAAAUCAUAAAAGAAAAGGAGGAAGCAGUUCAACAUCUUCGCCAGCUGGAGCAGGCCAACGCUUUGCAGCAGCAGAAGCAGGGCUCUCCUGGCACUGUGCUGGCACCUAUUGGGGUUUCUGGUGGAGACUUGUCCAUGUUUGCAGAUUUCCCUCCACCUCCCCCACCACCACCUGCUCCUGCACCGGCUCCAGCAGCACCGCCUCCACCUCCGCCUCCUCCUCCACCUCCUCCCCCACCCCCUCCGCUUAUGCAAAACAAAUGUCCUCCCCCACCGCCACUUCCAUCCUCUUGUCCUGUCAUUAUCACAACUGGAUUAUCCGCGAUCAGAAUCAAGAAGCCAAUAAAAACGAAAUUUCGCCUGCCUGUGUUCAAUUGGACGGCACUCAAGCCCAACCAGAUUAGUGGGACGGUGUUCAGCGAUCUUGAUGAUGAGCGCAUUUUACAGGAUCUGGAUAUGGAUAAAUUUGAAGAGAUCUUCAAAACCAAAGCACAGGGGGCUCCCAUAGACCUGACCUGCUCCAAGAACAAGUCUUCUCAAAAAUCUGUUAGCAAAGUGACUCUUCUAGAAGCAAACCGAGCCAAGAACUUGGCCAUCACUCUGCGAAAAGCCGGAAGGACAUCGGAAGAGAUCUGUAAAGCCAUCCAAACGUUCGACUUGCGGACAAUGCCUGUGGAUUUUGUGGAGUGUCUGGUGCGCUUUCUUCCCACAGAAGCAGAAGUUAAGUUACUCAGACAGUAUGAGAGGGAGCGGAAGCCUCUGGAGGAUCUUUCUGAUGAAGAUCGAUUUAUGAUGCUCUUCAGCAAAGUGGAACGUCUCUCCCAGAGAAUGUCCAUCAUGACUUUCAUGGGCAACUUCAAUGAGAACCUGCAGCUGCUGACACCGCAACUUAAUGCAGUGAUUGCAGCGUCUGCUUCAGUGAAAUCUUCUCCAAAGUUGAAGCAAAUGCUGGAGAUUAUCCUCGCUCUAGGCAAUUACAUGAACAGCAGCAAAAGAGGAUCCGUUUACGGGUUCAAACUGCAGAGCUUGGACUUGCUGCAAGACACAAAGUCAACGGACAGGAAGAUGACCCUGUUAAACUACAUUGCAUUGAUCUGCAAGGAGAAGUAUUUAGAAGUGGCCACUUUCUACAAUGAGCUUCACUUUGUGGAGAAGGCAGCAGCAGUGUCUCUAGAAAAUGUGCUACUAGAUGUCCGAGAGUUGGGGAAGGGAAUGGACCUGAUCCGCAAGGAGAGCAGCCACCAUGAUCACAGCGUACUGAAGAGUUUUGUCAGCACAAAUGAAGGGAAACUGGACAAGCUUCAGAAGGAUGCUCGGACUGCGGAGGAAGCAUACGCAGCUGUGGUGCAUUAUUUUGGAGAAAGUCCAAAGACAACACCACCCUCUGUUUUCUUUCCAGUGUUCGCCAGAUUCAUCAAAUCAUAUAAGGAUGCCGAGCAAGGGAAUGAGAUGCGGAAGAAGCAGGAGGAGGUUCUGAGAGAGAAGUUACUAGCUCAGGAGGCAAAGAAGAUGGAUCCUAAGGCUCCAGUGCCAAAAAAUAAGCGUCAGCAACAAGAUUUGAUAGCUGAGCUGCGGAGGCGGCAGGCCAAGGACCAUCGCCCUGUGUAUGAAGGAAAGGAUGGAACCAUCGAGGACAUAAUCACAGUCCUGAAGAGUGUCCCCUUCACAGCCAGAACGGCCAAGAGAGGCUCUCGGUUCUUCUGUGAUACAUCCCUUUUUGAGGAUUCAAACUGUUAAGCCCAGUGCCCUUUAAAAAACCUCCGCAAUCAGCCUUACAGAAGAGCAGACGCGGUCCUCCGGAACGCCUGGCGACGGAUCUAGCACUUCCAGUUCAGAAGUCGGGCUGGGCUGUGUAUUGCCCCACGAUGCGUCAGAGUGAUAGAACUCACCAGUUUACGCUGCACUCCUCCCGCCAUUCCACAUUGUAAGGGAAAUGAAGAAGCUGGGACACUUUAGAGAGGAGAAAAGUGCCUUAUUGCUACAGUAUUAUAGAACUAUUUUUUCUUUUACUAUUUAUAUAUUUUUUUUAAUGUUUUAUUGUUAAAAAUGUAAAUAGUUUGUAAUAUUCUUUGCUGAAUCUGUCCUGGCUGCUGUGGGCAAUAAUUGUUGCAAAAAAAAAAAGUGCCUUGUAAGUGUUAAGCCUGCAGGUGGAUAGUCUGAACACUAAAGUGAUGCAGCGACUGAAGCGUUAGCGUGUAGUGGAGGGGUUGGCAAUGUUUUAUAAGGGUCUGGUUGUGACGUGGUCAUUGGAACUAGAUUCAUAUCACCCAAGAAAUUGGUAAUGGUGACUGGGGAAGGUAACAAGUAGAGAAUUUGCCAUGAUUGCUUCAGAAUGUUGGGAGGUGAUCUAUCAAGUGUGGCAAGUAGGCAGAUGUAGAAAUUCACAUAAAGAUCUAAGGGGAAUGGCGAUAAUGGAAGUAGGCGGUGGUGAGGACACCUGUCAGAUGCACGGAGAUGCCAUUCCUUACCGUAGAAUCAGAAUAUGCAUGGCAUAAGGUAUAUCCAAGCCUGUGAAUGUUUAUAUUAGAACGCCGCUCACACUAGCUUUCUUGUAUCAGGAUAUCAUAGAUGUCUACUUUACUAUGAUUACGUAGCAUUUGUUUUUAUAACCCUCAAAGGGUCACUGACAUAGAGACUUAUGAAAGGCUUUGAUUAAUGGGGUUCCGAGUGCUGAGACCCCCACCGAUCACUUGAACGAGGAGUGAGAGGUGCUCGCAUAUCAUGCUCUCUCUCCUCAGUGCAGGAGAGGAAGCAAGAUGGAUUCAAUAGAAAGCCUAUGGGCCCGCAGUGAGGAGAGAGAGAGCACUAUGAGAGCACUUCUCUCUCCUCUUUCAAGUGAUCGAUGGGGCUCUCAGUACUCAGACUCCCACCCAUCAAAACUUUUCAUUGCUCUAUGACAUAUCAAAAGAUUUAUGAAAACAGGAAAUACCAUUGCCCCCCAUAUAGAUGUUACUGUAACUGUAUGUGUCCUGCCUGACUUUUUUCAGGUCUUCAUGCUUCAGCGCGAUCCUGCCAGUGUUAUGGUGUCUCAUGGCUGCUGACACUGGCAGUGUAGCCCACCAUUACCGUCACUUGGGGAGACAAUGCAUGGCACCCUGUUUCUAUACUUUUGGGAAUAAUAAAAGCAAUGCUAAGAAGGUUUAGUAAAUUGGACAUCUAUCUUUUAGAAUCCACGAUGCAUAGACCUCAGACCUAUACACAGUGAUAUUUCCAGUCUGCACACAUUUUAAUAAUUAUAUAUCAAAAUCUAUAUAUAUGUAUUUUAGCUUUAGCUGAGUAUCUAGCAAUGCUGCCCCAUUCCUACCCAUACAUACUUCACAAUGAAGUUUUUCUUUAUAUUUCGGUAGGUUUGGGAUUUGGAUGUUAUGAUUUGAUGUGCUACCCUAUGUCUGUGUCUAGGGGGCAGUAGCGUUACCCUGUUUUUUAAUUUUGGUAAAGUUAAUUUAUUUCUAAAUUGUCCAAAUCUGGAGCUUUAUAUGUACAGUCUUAGAACAGAAUGUGAUCUGUAAUUGCCUGGAGCUUUUCUCGGACAUCAGGCAGUCAGUGACACUAAUUGCCAAAGUCUUCUUUCAGUUUGCUCAGUUCCUAAAAAGAAUUGUAUUUUUUAAUAUAGCGCUAAGCGAGAGGUAUUUUAA
Molecule: messenger RNA, 5133 nt
Organism: Bufo bufo (common toad)
Lineage: Eukaryota; Metazoa; Chordata; Amphibia; Anura; Bufonidae
Gene: FMNL3
Product: formin like 3
Exons: 27
Coding region: 149-3235 (1028 amino acids)
Biological process (GO): cortical actin cytoskeleton organization; regulation of cell shape; cell migration
Cellular component (GO): cytosol
Molecular function (GO): small GTPase binding; actin filament binding
Source: RefSeq, a predicted model, not a curated record